AUGAAUCACAUCACAGCCCCCGACGAGCCCUUCCUCUCCCCCUCCGACCUCGCCCUCGCCGCCGCAACGUCCUCCCACACGCAGAACCGCUUCCGCAUCUCGACCCGCAAGCUCCCCAUCUCCAAGUCCGCCGCCAUCGACGCCCUCGAGAAGAAGCUCGGCAUCCCCGUCCCCGAGAUGAUCUUCGGCGACAACCUCGUCUCCAUCACCCACACGCCCUCCAACUGGACCCUCAGCUUCAACACCACAGACGCCCUCGACGCCGUCGACAAGACGGACAAGCACAUGCUGCGCGUCGCCUACGCCCGCGACUGGGAGAGCACGCGGGAGGAGACGACACAGAACAUCAAGGAGGUGGUCAAGCCCUACGACUGGAGCUACUCGACGGCGUACGCCGGGUCCGUGGACGGCGGCGUGGCGUUUGCGCCCACGGACAAGCAGAUCCCGAUUGAGCUGCUCAAGCGGCGCGACCCGAUCCUCUUCUUCGACGAGGUCGUGCUGUACGAGAGCGAGCUAGACGACAACGGGAUCUCGCUGUAUAGCGCAAAGCUGAGGGUCCAUGAUAAGCGCAUGCUGUUGCUGUGCAGGCUGUUCAUGCGCCUGGACAACGUCUUGGUGCGGUUGAGGGAUACGCGGAUAUACGUUGACUUCGAGACGGACGAGGUGCUGCGCGAGUAUACAUCCAAGGAGGCCAGCUUCAACGACGUAAAGAAUGCGCUGCGGAGGACAGGAAGGCUACCGGAUGAUGUCACCGUCGCUCUACGGGAUCCCAAUGCCUUGGAUCCAUUCUUGAACGUUGUCGAACACAGGAUAGAAGCAGUGUCACUGGCAGGGCAGCAGUGA
This is a messenger RNA of Trichoderma citrinoviride, 843 nucleotides long. Its product is annotated as TIP41-domain-containing protein. Lineage: Eukaryota; Fungi; Ascomycota; Sordariomycetes; Hypocreales; Hypocreaceae. The transcript has 2 exons. Gene Ontology annotation, cellular component: cytosol. The coding region runs from base 1 to 843 and encodes 280 amino acids. Gene Ontology annotation, biological process: TOR signaling. The record is from RefSeq and is a predicted model, not a curated record.